AUGAUUGGUAUGAACCUUAUGGACGGUACGAACGGUGCAAGCUAUCGCUCCAGUCCAUCCUCCUAUGGCGACCCCAAAUAUGUCUCCUCAAUUUCAGUGUUGGGCGUGGUGCCGCCUCCUUCCCGGGUUCUCGUUGACGGGUAUAGAAGCGGGUUUGACUCCAUUGAGGAUGAGAGCCCGCGAUAUAAUCCGCUCAAUGUUGCUCAUCCAAGAAGUUCGGUCCUUUUGAACGCAAAUGAUCCGGUUGUCAUGCACCUUCUCACAGAGACCGCCAUGGGGGAUAGCAUACAUUUUGAGGUACUAUCGUUUGAAGAGGCGGAGAAUCUUAAGAAGGAGCUCUCGCUGCUCACGAACCGCAUAAAUUCCUCGAAGCGGAAAUUAGCCUUGGAAAUGAAGCUGCAGGAAGCAGCUCUAUCUCUAAGUAGAUUACCAGACAGCAAAUCGCGGCGCGACAGUGGAGACUCGAUUGGCGAGAUGUCACCAAGAUUGCCACGCAAACGGAUGAAUUUUUUCGGCCGGAAUAGUUGGGGAGACCACCAUCGUUCGGACAGCGAGCUUGGAAUAAGCACACGGAAAUGUGAAGAGUUGGCGCAAGAGCUUUGGAAACUCGAACGCAGGGCCGCUGAGCUGAGGAGGAGACUUUUAGAGCACACUGCCGGCGUGCUACAGAUGACCCAUAAAGGCCUUAAGAAAAAGCCGGCUUCCAGAAACAACUUUCCCCGAAAUCAGAGUAGCAUGCCCGGAAGUCCGGGUGCACGAGAGAAUGAUGUGCAUUCUGGCCCGGCCCACGACUUUGACGAUAGAAGCCUCUACCGGACCGCGGAUCAUCUUGAUGAAUACGGUAGGGCUUACGGCCCAGGGGGAAUGCCACAUUUGCUAAACGGAGAAACUAGAUCAUUUGAUUUGACAGCCAUACAUAACACUGAGAGAAAGCUAGAGGAGAUGAACAAUAGUUUGCGCCAGAUGCUCCUCGAGGCUAAUAUGGAUGGGGAUGUAGGGCCUGUUCCGACUUCCCUUUAUAAUGAACAAUCUCUCAAUCCCGUGGCUGGAGUGGAAGCGCAACUUGAUUACCUUGAAAGGAAUUUGAGUUCCAUGGCAAACCUCCGACUCCAAGAGCCCACAGAGAAAACAAAUGAUGUACCGCAAUUUGUCCACCACGCGGAGGAGAAAUUGGAGGAGAUGAACAUGCGGCUUGCUAAUAUACUCAAGACAUCUGGCUCUCGUUCUCCCCUUGCAUCCUUUCCGACUGGCCCGAGAAGAACUCUGCAAGAACAACUUGACUAUCUUGAGCCGAAUAUUGACAACAUCCAGCAGCGGGUGGAAAGCUUGGCUGAACAAAAAACUAUUCUCACAACUCAAAUACAACAGCAAAGGGAACUUAAUUCGAAAUCCGAUGCGGAGCGGGAUGCCCAUUUUGCAGAACUCAACGAACAGAUAUCUAUCCUGAAAAAGGAGCUAGAUAUGUCACGAAAGGAAGCUGAUGGCACCAGAGAUGAGCUUACUCUGGUAAUGGACCAGCUUGACGCUGCUCGCCAAGAAUCGAUGAUUCGAGAACAGCAACGUACUGAAGAGGAAGCGGUUGCCUUGUCCAGCAUGAAAGCAGCUAGAACGAAAGCCGAAGAGGAGUUGUCCGCCAAAGUUAACAUGAUCGCUCAGCUCGAAAAUAAACUACAGAAAUCGAGUGACGAGCAGGAAUCGAGGACAAGGGAAGCCCUUGCGGCAAAGGAGUCCUCUGACAAGGAACUUCAGAAACUGCAGUCAGAAUACAACGAACUCGAAAACGAAAUGAUUCGUGUCCGGACAGAGCUCACUAUGGCACAGGCGGAGCUUGACAGUGCUUACGGUAGCCGUGCCGAACGCGCAGCUCAGGUGGCAGCGAAUCCGGCGAUUCAGAAAGAAAUCGACGAUCUCAACCAGCGCAAUAGGAGCCUUACGGAAGAAAUUUCUAUUCUUCGAGCAGAGCAACUCAACAACAGCAAUGACGGCGAUGGCAAAUCUGGACUCCAGGCAAGAGUUCAGAUGCUGGAAAAGGAACUUAGAGAUACGAUUGACGAUUAUGAAGUUAUGACAAAAGCAAGCAUUGAGUUUGAGAAAGAGCGCGAAAAGCUCGAAACCUUUAUUGACAACCUCCGCGACCGCUGUGAAAACCUCGAGUCAAAGCUCUGUGAGGAAAGAGUGCAAAACAUGGGAAGUAGUAGUCCCAGCCACGCGAGCGGAUUUGACAGGGGCGCUUCCGAGACAACCUCCAUCAUGGUGCUCAAAAAUGAAUUUAAGAAGAUGAUGCGCGAUACCCGGGCUGAAAAUAUGCGACUUCUUAAGGCUGAACAAGAAGAAAGACGGCGACUGGAAGUCCUGAUUCGAAACCUCCGGAAAGAACAAAGCAUUGGAAAGUCAAACUUGAGCCAGAGUACCAUUUCAUCCUGA
Histoplasma mississippiense is the source of this 2424-nucleotide messenger RNA. RefSeq lists its product with no specific name. NCBI's taxonomy places the organism in Eukaryota, Fungi, Ascomycota, Eurotiomycetes, Onygenales, Ajellomycetaceae. The transcript has 3 exons. The record is from RefSeq and is a predicted model, not a curated record. The coding region runs from base 1 to 2424 and encodes 807 amino acids.